Striga asiatica is the source of this 6336-nucleotide messenger RNA. The record is from the annotation of a GenBank genome assembly. NCBI's taxonomy places the organism in Eukaryota, Viridiplantae, Streptophyta, Magnoliopsida, Lamiales, Orobanchaceae.
AUGGUGCUCUCUUCAAUGCUCUUCCCCGUCAUCUUCUUCUUAACAAUAUUUGAGCCCACCAUAUUCUGCAUGUCAUCAAAUAAUAAUUUCACUUUUAUUGAUUGCAUUCCAAGGGAGAAUAAAGCUCUCCUGUGGUUGAAAGCAAGCCUAUUGGAUAAGUCUAACAGGCUUUCCUCUUGGAAUAACACCAGAUACACAUGUUGUACCUGGCAAGGCAUAAAGUGUGAUAAAGCGACUGGGCAUGUUAUCGAGCUUGAUCUCAAAAAUCGAUUGGAAUAUCUCAAUCUGUCCAAUGCAGGCUUUGGAGGUGUUAUCCCUCAUCAGCUUGGCAACCUCUCAAGCUUGCGUGCACUUGAUCUUGGUGGAUUGCAAUCUUCUCUAAGAGUCGACAAUCUCAUGUGGGCUGGUAAUCUUUCAUUGUUGGAGUCCCUUGAUAUGAGUUAUGUCAACCUUAGCCCAACAAAAAAUCACAUUGCUACGCUACUCAAUACGCUUCCUUCUUUACAAGAGUACAUUUUCCUAUCUAGCAAUGCCUUUGAGGGUACGCUCACGGAGGCCCACUUGGAGAACCUAUUCAAACUAAAGGCCAAUUUCCACAGUGGCUUCAAACAAAAAAAUCUCUCCAAAAAUUUGUAUCUCCUUAACUGUAGCAUUAGAGGCACGCUGCCAAGAUGGCUCAAUUCCAUCACAAAUCUGACUGAUUUACAACUAUCUAACAACCAUAUUGAUGGAUCUAUUCCAAAGCUUCCUUUCAGAAUCCAAUACCUUUUUCUCUCCAAUAAUCUUUUGUCAGGUUACCUUUCAGAAUGUUGGGGAGACUUUCCUUCCUUAACGGUUGUAACAUUGUCAUCUAAUCAGCUUUCGGGGCCUAUUCCAAACUCCAUUGGUGGAGCUUACUCAUUGACAUGGUUGCAGUUGAGUAACAACAGUUUUAUAGGGCAGCUCCCCCCAAAUUUGAAGAAUUGCACCCAGUUAAUGGGUUCGGAUAUUCGAGAUAAUAUGUUGUCAGGAAAAGCUAAGGAACAACAAAUUCUACGGCGACAUUCCAUCCUCUUUUUGUCAAAUGUCAAAACUUCAAAUAACGGAUCUCGCAAACAACCAGUUGACAGGAACCAUCUCACGUUGCUUUGGAAAUUUCUCGAGAAUGGGGUUGGAAAAUACGAUUCGUUCAAUACCUUAAGUGAAGUCUUCAAGGGAGUGGUGCUGGACUUAAAGGGUCUCAAUUUGUCUCAUAAUCAUCUAAGAGGAAAAAUCCCAUCAAUGAUUGGAGAUAUGAUGUCUCUCGAAUCACUUGAUCUUUCCAACAAUUAUUUGUUUGGAACAAUUCCAGAUAGCUUAUCAAAGUUGACAUUUUUGAGUCAUUUGAACUUGUCCAACAACAAUUUGUAUGGGCAUAUCCCGACGGGACCUCAACUCCAAACACUCAACGGAAGUUCGGAUUAUGAGGGAAACCCUGGACUCUGCGGGGCUCCAUUGGCCCAACAAUGUGAAGGUAACAGAACGCCGCCCGAAGAUGAAAAUGGUGGGGAACAUGGUGAUAAUAAAAAUGCAGCUGAUAAGUUAUACCUCUAUGCAUUUAUAGUUAGUGGUUUUGCCACUGGAUUUUGGGGUUACUUUGGAUUUCUGGUCUUCAAAAGAAAUUGGCGGUUGUCUCUGUUCGGGUGGAUGGAUUGUUUGUUGGGAAAAAUGAUGGGGGAUCUGAGAGGGGCCAAAGUCACCGGACUGCAGACGUUCGAUUUUUCCGGCGCCGUUAUUUCCGGUUCAAAUUGGGUUCAUUGCCGGAUUGGAAUCGAUUCGUUGUCAAGUUUUCUGUUGGGAUUGGUUGAAUUAGGGUUUCUGAUUUCCCGAGGGUCGCCGGAUGUGGAAAUAGGGCUUUGGUUUCAUAUGCCCAAAAGUUCGAGGCACAAAUCGCAUAAACGGAGCAAACAUAGUUUGAAGGAUUAUUCUGACUCUGAAGAAGAUGUAGUCAAGAUUGAUGAGAAAAGUAGCAGGGACGAAAGCUCCACGCGGGGCCAUAGGGAAUCAGCAUCUGGUGAGAAGCGUAAAGUCUCAUCUCAUUCGCGUGAAAGCAAGGACGGUAAAGAUCUGAGUGGCCAUGGGAAUGGAGAUGCCGUGGAGGAGUAUGCUUCCUCCAAGCGGAGGAAACAGAAAACGGAUGCUGUUGUUGCUGGCGAUAGGUGGAAUGGGGGUGGAGACGAGAGGGGGGAUAAAAGCGAGAGGAUUGUGGAGAAGGAAAUUCACAAAGGUGAGAGUUUGAAGCUUGAGAAGGAAAUACACAAAUUGAAGGAGAAUAGCAGUAAAGGUGGAAGCUUGAAAACUGACUCGAAGAGUAAGAGUAAAAGGCAUGAAAGUGGAUCUGCGGGAGAGAAAAAAGAAGACCUUUUAUCAUCCCUACUGGUGGAGAAAGCGGAGAGUAAGAGCAAAGGGGAGUCGAAGCGCAAGUUUGAGAGAGACUCUUCAUCGCGUAGAGAAGGGAAGGAGCCAAAGGAAAAAGAUCGUAAGUCAGAAAAGGAAAAGAAUGGUGGACAUGAGAGUAAAAGUGGUGAUGCUGAGGUAAAGUUAGUGGAUAUGGAUGUUGGGAAGAAGCAGGGGACCCAGUCCGAGGAUUUAGUUGGGGAGAGACAGAGUAAACGAACUCGAGAAAACAAUGGUAAGUCACUUAUCUCAGCAGAUCCGUCUUCUUUGAAUGAUUUGCAAAAUCUAGAAGUGGAUAAGGAUACUGACAAAAAGUUGCGCAAAAAAAGAGAAGGCUCCAGCGAACGAGAUAAAUAUUACAAUGAGUACAAAGAAACUGAGGUGAGACGGUUGUCAUCCAAAGCUGACCGUACGAAGGACUCAAAAUACAGAGACAAGCACAAGGAUGGAGGUUUUGCUGACAAAUGCCAGGAAGACGUCAGGCGCAGGGACGAGAAGUACCGAGAAGAAGCUAACAGGGAUAACAAAUAUCACGACGAAAAAUACCGGGAAGAUGGCGAGAGAGAUUCUAGGCGUAAAGACGACGAACAUCGUGUAGAUGUCAACAAAGACAGCAGGCGCAAGGAUGAAAAAUACCGUGAUAAUGGGGAACGAGAUAGCAGGCGGAAGGACGAAAAGUAUCACGAGGUGGUCGAAAGAAAAAUCCGAAAAGACGACAAGUACCAUGAUGACCGAGACCAUGAAGAUGGUGACAAGGAUGUUAGACGUGGGGACGAAAGGUACUAUGAGGAUAGGGACAGAGAUGACAGGCGUAAGAAUAGUAGUUACAGAGACGACAGUGAUAGAAACUAUAGGCAUAAGGAAGAAAAAUAUCGAGAGGAUACCGAGAAAGACGUUCAAUAUAAGGAUAGUAAGCAAUGGGAUGGAUAUGAUAGAGAGAAGAGAUCGAGGGACUCGAAGUAUAGGGACAAACAUAUCGCGAGAGACCUGUUGGGCGAUAAAUCUGACCCCAAAUGUUAUAGGGAUGAUGGUUAUUCUGUUGAUCACCAUGUUAGGAAAUUGAGCGGUUACGAUGAAAGUCCAACUUACGACGAUCGAGCGGGUAGGUAUCGAGAUGAUCAAGGCAGGAGGAGGACUGGUGAGGAGGAGGAUUACGGCGAUGUUAAGUCCCGAAGUUUGAAGGAUCAAAGAUAUGAUGCUGAAAAGAAAAGUUUUAGCAGUGGAAGGACGGAUCUGGGCAGUGAUGGAGUGAGAUCUACUUCUAGAAAUGUUGAUGUAGAUCUUACAUCUGGCUACAGUAGAAAGCGGAGUUCGCCCACUUCAGGUUCUCAUGCACCGAGGGAUAACUACAGGGGAGAGAAGCAAGAUGAGUCCAAGUACAGAGAUUACAACUAUGAAGAGAGAUCCAGACGCACCAUUAAUUCGUCCUGGGCCAAUGCUGGUGCUGAGAAGACCCCAUCUUGGUCAUCAGAGAAGCUCACCCAAAAAGACGAUGGUGCCCAAUUUGGAGACUUGUCUACUGAAAAGCGCCUCAAGUCUGACAUUCGUUCUUCACCCCUCCCUCUAAUUGACAAAUCCCCAUCAUCGAGUGUUGACAGGAGACAAUUUAUUGCGAGACGAAAUAUCGACGUUGACGAGUCAACCCAACGGAGUAGUGGCGGCUCCAGGGACUGGAAAGACUAUCCUGCUAGAGAAAACAGGACAAACCGUGAAUUUGGCACCGAUAUACACCCUUCAGAAGAUCACCCUCAACAAUCCGAUGCCGACACCUUAUCUAUUUCUUCUCCAUUCACCCGGAACAGUCAUUUCUCCAGCAGCUCAAAGCUGAUGCCCCCUCCGCCUCCUUCCUUAAUGGGCCCGGCUGAGGAUGAUGGCCAUAGAAAGCCCAACAUGCGACACAGGAGGAUGGGCGAGCCCAACAUCGGAAGACUGCAAGUGAAUAAUAAUAAUAAUGCUUGGAGGGGUCUCCCAACUUGGCCUCCCCCAAUGGCCAAUGGAUUUUUGCCCUUCCCGCAUGGCCCGCCACCUGUCGGCUUCCAUUCCGUCAUACAGCCGUUUCACUCCCCUUCAGUGUUUGGCGUCCGGCCUUCCUUGGAGCUGAGCCACCACCCUUCUCCUUACCAUUUGCCGGAUGCUGACCGGUUUGCGGGCCCCGGCCGUCCGAUGGGAUGGCGUAGCCAGCUGGACGACCCCACGUUGCAUGGAUGGGACACGAGUAAUGCUCUGUUUGGGGACGAGCCGCACAUUUUCGGGGUGAGGCAGGAAUGGGACCUCGCUAGGAAUAUUCCUAGCGGUAGAGGCUGGGAGACUAGUGGAGAUAAUAUAUGGAAGGGGGCUAGUAGGACCUCGAGUGUUGAUUUGCCUUCUUACGAGAAGGAGAACAACUCGAUUAGAAGUGGGGAUGAAGAAGCUUUGGGCCAUGAGCCUGUUCAGCUGCCACCGAAUGACCAGAACCUAGCCCAGCUGGCGGACAGCGCUGAUGAUGUUGGGCUUGGGCAGUCAGCUAAGAGUGUUGAAAAGAAUGAUGAAAUUGGAUCUGCUGUUAUUAGUUCGGGAGACAGUGGCGGUGUAGUUGCGGGAAAAGAUGACAUGCCCAUCGGCCAUGUUUACCUUUCGAAGCUCGAUCUUUCGGUGGAUCUUUCUGAGCCAGAGUUGUUUGACAAGUGCGCAGGCUUGAUCGAUGCAGAAGAGAUGAUGUAUCCAGAUGGAGAUUGUUCCAAAAUUUUGUAUAUGGAGGAUGCGGAAUCGAAAAUGUGUUCGCCUGGACUUCUGAGUGUUACCCUGUUUGCAUCUGCUGAUGAUUUAGUAUUCAAGUUAUUGCUUUGUGGAUUGCAUUAUUUUGCCUUCAUGGUGUACAGUGUUAUUCUGAGGAUUUCGAUUUGCAUGUAUAUUUUAGUACCUGUUCUAAUUUUGCCACCACUUGAUCUGCAGAAAUCAAUGUCUCUCUAUAAGAGGCAGAAAGCGAACUUUUGGAGUGAAUAUGGUGAGAAGCCCAAAUCUCCGAUUGAGGUCAUUUCAAAUUCAAACCAAGAAGAUAAAAACAUAAAAGAAGAUAAAACUGAGAAGCUUUGCCCGACAGACCAUAUGCAGCGCUUGGACGACAAAACUGAGGCCUUGCAACAUGAUGCUGGGCAAUCGGCUGGCAGCACUGUUAUAAGUGAAAAUCCUGAAGAGCCUGAUCCUGACAUGGACUUUCAGAAGGAGGACAAUGAUUGCAAGCCUUCACUGGAAGAAAGUGUGGAAAGAUCCGAUGCUCCUUUAAGACAUUCCAAAGAUUUUCCCAUGGGGCCCGGUAUGAAAAACGAGGAACUGGAGUCAGUAGAUGUUAAGUAUGGUCCCUUGCUUAAUUCUGAUGUGUCGCCUGAGGCAUCUGAGGCUGUGAUGCCAGAGUCGGUCAAUUUAAGUCGGAUACAUCAUUCCCCUGAAAGCCACAAAAAUUUCACUAAUUCCACUCCAAAAUCAUUAUCCACACUCCCCAAACACUGCCCAUCCAAGAUCAACCCCAGAGCCAAGUUCAACCUCUCUGAAAUCCUAGGUGGCAGAGGCCUGUGCAAUGGUGAAGAGGGUCUUCAGCAAGAACUGAAAAACGAUAUCUCAAAAGAGGUCCAAAGAACAGCACCAUUACCAUCAUCGUUAUCAUCAUCAGCAGAAGAGAAAAAGACUAGAACUUCUACAAGUACCAGAAAAGCCUUUGAGAAGGAGAUACUAUGCCUGACGGGCGGUUUCCCAGGGGGCGAAAAGGGGCUAAAAAAUUUAAUCGAGAAAAACCCACCUCAGAAAAAAGGGGAGAUUUUGAAGUGUUUGGAGUUUGAUGCGAAGAUGGUGAAAGCAAAAGCGCCAGAGCCUCCUUCUGCUGUUACCGGGCAUGAUUGCUAUCGUCAAGAAUCCGAACAAUCCGUUUUACAUGUACUGUGGGAUUAG